Messenger RNA from Schizosaccharomyces cryophilus OY26, 1888 nucleotides. RefSeq lists its product as uncharacterized. The record is from RefSeq and is a predicted model, not a curated record. Lineage: Eukaryota; Fungi; Ascomycota; Schizosaccharomycetes; Schizosaccharomycetales; Schizosaccharomycetaceae. The coding region runs from base 172 to 1404 and encodes 410 amino acids. Gene Ontology annotation, cellular component: centrosome; cytoplasmic dynein complex. The transcript is spliced from 5 exons. Gene Ontology annotation, biological process: microtubule-based movement; microtubule cytoskeleton organization. Gene Ontology annotation, molecular function: dynein heavy chain binding.
GUUCAUGGUUCCAAAAGAAAAACUCAUUCAGUACCUUGUAAUCAACAUCAAAUCAUGAAAAUUCUUUAAAAAAAACAAUUUAAAACUACAUUUCUCUUGACUACCUCACAAUCCGUUUGGCUCCUUAACGCCUGUUUCACUUGCAAAGGGCAUUCUUACUUGAAACAAAACAUGGAACCCAUUCUGGAAAAACUAUUCAGUGAAACGUUACAAACUAGUGUGUUGAAGGAAUCCAGCAUUCUACUAAUAGGAAAGUGCUCUGGAUUUUCAGACCUCUUGGGAAAAUGUGGCAUUUACUCCAUAUCAAGAGAAAGUAAAAAUUGUCCGUUCAUGUCGUCUCCAAUAGUCAAUUGCUGUGAGAUAUCUUAUGAGUGUUUUGCUCUGCAUUCAGACAAAGGGGAAAAAAAUCAUAUAAUUCACAUUUGGCAAUCGUCCAUUAUUACAGAUCGGCUAUUAAAAUUUUUUGUGCAUCAGUCAUUGCGUUUGCAUGGACUCGACUCAUUAUGGGUGAUUUAUGUAAAUCAAGUAUUUUAUGAAAGUCCAAAAGGCUUUGCAAAGGAGUUUCUGGAAUUCUUACGAGUUUGUCAACGCUCAAUUGGCGAAUUUCGUCAGGAAUUCUCUAAAAUGCAAGAUAAGCAAAGAAAAAUAAUGUCUCAUUAUCAAAGCCUUUUCUCAACAACCGUGUCUGAUGAAUUUGAUCCAUUUUUCAACUUUACUUUGAUUUUACCUCAGCCUGAUAAUGAAACCGAAACGUCCUCUAUGAAUGAUGAGUUGAAAGAUUUUAUACAGCAAUAUGCUCGAAAUCUUUUGCUCCUUAUUCCCACAAGUUCCUUUAUGUACCUUUCGUCUAAUCCAUCUUCCUGGGACAAUUUUAAAAGUCUAUUAAACAUCUAUCUUUUAAAUGAUGAAUCUACUUUAACCGGGGAAAAUCAUCAUAUUAUAACUGCAAAUACAGUCGAAAAUGACAAACUUCUAAUUCCGCCUUGUUGGGAUACAAUGCAGAAAAUACAAAAUGUCAAUCUUAAGUUUCAAACAAUAAUCGUUGACGUGGCUACAAAAAGGCUUCAUCAAGUUUUUGAAACAGAUGAAUUGGUCAAUUACUAUGAAAGUAUUUUCCAUAACCAAAGAGACAAUCAGCGAAUCUUGGCCGAUGAAUUAGAGAUUCCUUGCAAAUCACAUCAGCAAUUUUUAAGGGAAUUGUUAAACAAAUACAGUUGUUUUAAGGGUUAUGAAGGUGCCACACAACAACUUCAUCAAAAUCGAGAUUUACUUAUCCGAAACGGCCAAGAUGAAAUUUUAUUAAAUGACAUAUCUGAAAAAUUAAACAUUGGAGAGCAGAAUCAUGAGUCCAAUAAUGCUUUGUCAAUUUUUUUUUCUAACAUUCUAAAAGAGAACAUAGAUUAAAGCCCAGCUAAACCAAAUCUUCCUAAUGACAGAUUAGAAGAAUCGUCGAGUAUUUUUUCUAAUGCAAGAGUUCUGUAAUCUUUCAUUUUUUUCUCAAAUUCUAAUAAUACCAUUGCCGCAACCGACUUCACCUUCUCCCCACUAUCAGCAGAGUUAAACAAAAAUUGUGUAUACGCCUCAAAUCCCAAUAACGACUUUCCAUGUUGUGAAGCCAAUAAACUACCCGGUGUUGAUUCUAAAACCACCAAAAAGUUGAACAAAAGAGCCUCAUUUACCUCCGGGGUUUCAACCUUGAGACGACAAACUUCCGUUAAGACAAUAAUAUAUUCAUCUACCAUCCGGCUUAAUCCUUCAAUUUUGGAGGUACAGCUUUGCGAAAAUAGUAUUCCCAUAGUUUUUAGAUAGUACACUAAAAAUAAUGGAUCGGUAAAAGAGGAACGCUUGACUGCCAUCAUGAAUCCAUUGGUCAACAAUAGAAAUAAGG